Molecule: messenger RNA, 4544 nt
Organism: Dunckerocampus dactyliophorus (ringed pipefish)
Lineage: Eukaryota; Metazoa; Chordata; Actinopteri; Syngnathiformes; Syngnathidae
Product: oocyte zinc finger protein XlCOF6.1-like
Exons: 3
Coding region: 255-2654 (799 amino acids)
Cellular component (GO): nucleus
Source: RefSeq, a predicted model, not a curated record
UCUGCAUCCGCCAUUGAAGGACAAAGAGGAAGAAGAAGUGACGUAGAUCUCGCGCAUGUGCAAAACUGAUCCCGUAGUAAUACGGACGUUCAGACAAAGGUUUAAAGUUUACGAUAAAACAGUUAUAUCGAUUCACGCAGCAAACAUAACAACGGAAAGCCCAAAGAUUCGUCUUUUAUAAAAUCCACGAAACAGAAGUUGAGUUUGGAGCAUUGGAGUGCUAUCUGAAGUGAAGAUUGAAGACGUGAUAGAAGAUGAACCACUGCUAUGCUAAGAUGGCGACGUCCAGUCAAAGAGAAGGCGGAAGAGAAUCAGCGCCACCAACUCCCAGCAAAUCAUCAACGGAGAAAAAGCCCCAAACUGCAGAUAACGGUGUACAGCAGCUGAUUGGUUGUCAAGAAGAACAUCCCACUCAUCCACAGGGGGGGAGCUCCACUUUGAAGCAGGAGGAUCCACAGCCCCCCCAUGUUAAAGAGGAAGAGGAGGAACUCUGUACCAUUCAGGAGGGAGAGUGUCUUCUAGGGCGUGAGGAGUCUGAUCUGACCAAGUUCCCACUGACUUCUGUCUCGGUGAAGACUGAAGACCAUGACGACAAACCACCUGAGUCCUUACAGCUUCAUCACAGUCCAAGUGAGGAGAACACAGGCAGCAGCAGCUCACCACAACACAUGACAACAGAAGCUGAUGGAGGCCACUGUGGAGGAUCACAAGCAGACAACCUCUUAGCUCCACUAUCAGAUAGUGACGACACAACGUCACACUCUCCUGAAGAUGAAGAUAGGGACGACACCCAAGAACCGUUGAGCAGCGAUACAGACUGGGAAGGUGAUAUGAGGACUCACACUGACAACAAACACUCUGAAUACUCUAAAAAGAAGCCAGACGUACAGCACCUGAUUGGUUGUCAAGAGGAACAUCCCGCUCAGCCACGAGAGGUUAGCUUCAUUUGGAAGCAGGAGUAUCUACAGCUCGCCCAUGUAAAAGAAGAAGAGGAGGAAUUUUGGACCACUCAGGACGGAGAGUGUCUUCAAGGUCUGGAGGAGGCUGAUCUCCCCAACUUGCCACUGACUGUUGUCUCUGUGAAGACUGAAGACAAACCACCUGAGUUCUUACGUUUGUUGUGUCCUUCGGAUGUUCAGCGGUUGAUUGGUUGUCAGGAAGCGCAGCCGCCUCAGCUACAGGGGCGGAACUCCACUUUGAAACAGGAAGAUCCACACCCAACCCAUGUUAAAGAGGAAGAGGAGGAACUCUGGACCAUUCAGGAGGGAGAGUGUCUACUAGGGCGGGAGAAGGCUGAUCUCACUAAGUUGCCACUCUCUGUGAAGACCGAAAACCAUGAAGACAAACCACAUGCGUCCACACAGAUUCAACACAGUUCGAGUGAGGAGAACACAGGCAGCAGCAGAUCACCACAACACAUGACACCAGAAGCUGAUGGAGGCCACUGUGGAGGAUCACAAGCAGACAACCUCUUAGCUCCACUAUCAGAUAGUGAUGCCACAACAUCACACUCUCCUGAGGAUGAAGACAGGCACAACACCCAAGAACCUUUGAGCAGUGAUACAAACUGGGAAGGUGAUAUGAGGACUCACACUAACAACAAACACUCUAAACUCAAAUGCUCUAAAAAGAAGCCAGGUAAAAAACGUUCCACCUGCUCAGUUUGUGAUAAAAGCUUUCCUUGUAAGAGUAAUUUGACCCAACACAUGAGAACACACACAGGAGAAAAACCUUUUGUUUGUUCUGUUUGUGGUCAAAAAUUCUCCUUUCAGUCAGGUAUGAUACGACACAUGAGAACACACACAGACGAACAACCUUUUGCUUGUUCUGUUUGUGAUAAAAGAUUCUCUGAUCAGUCAGGUAUGGUACGACACAUGAGAGCACACACAGGAGAACAACCCUUUAGUUGCUCAGUUUGUUGUAAAAGAUUCUUUCGGAAAGACGCGAUGGUCAGACACAUGAGAACGCACACAGGAGAAAAACCUUUUAGCUGCUCAAUUUGUGACAAAAGAUUCUCUCAAAAGGAUAAUGUGGUAUCACACAUGAGAACACACACGGCAGAAACAUCCUUCAGUUGCUCAGUAUGUGGUAAAAGAUUCGGUCACAAAGCAGCUAUGGUAUCACACAUGAGAACACACCCAGAAGAAAACCCCUUUAGCUGCCCAGUUUGUGCGCAACGAUUCUAUCAAAAGGCACAUGUGGUACGACACAUGAGAAUGCACACAGGAGAGAAACACUUUAGUUGCUCAGUUUGUGGUAAAAGAUUCAUUCGGAAAGGCGAUAUAAUCAGACACAUGAGAACACACACGGGUGAAAAACCUUUUGGUUGUUCUGUUUGUGGUCAACGAUUCACUCGAAAGUUAAGUAUGGCAUCACACAUGAGAACGCACACAGGAGAAAAACCUUUUGGUUGUUCUGUUUGUGGUGAAAGAUUCACUCGAGCGUCAGGUAUGGUACAACACAUGAGAACGCACACAGGACACAAACCCUUUGGUUGCUCAGUUUGCGGUAAAAGAUUCAUUCGGAAAGGAGAUAGAGUCAGACACAUGAGCACACACACAGGACAUAAACCUUUCAGUUGCUCAGUCUGUGGUAAAAGUUAUUCUUGUAAGAAAAGACUGACAACACACAUGCAGACACACAACAGAGAAUAAACAUUGUAGUGGCCAGUUUGUGCUAAAAGAUCAAUGUCACAGAUGAGAAGCUUCUAGAAAGCGGUGAUGUGUUGUGUGUACGAUGUCCGAUUCCCUCAUGAAUUAGUGUGCUGUUCACGCAUCAUAAGUUAUCAAGUGUCCUCUCACUUAACACAACACUUCAAUACAGAGAUAGGAGCUGCCCUGUGACACAAUCAUAGGAUUAUGGAGACAAUGACUAGGUGUCCUUUUUUUUUUUGCUACAAAUAGACUAUUUUAUUAUAUUUCUUAUUAAAUGUGAAUAAUGACAUGAUAUAUGACUAUUUGCCUUCUUGAUUUCGUAUUUUUUUGCAUGUUUGUCACACAUAAGUUUCAGAUCAUCAAACAAAUUUAAAUAUUAGUCAAUGACAACACAACUGAACAAAAAAUGCAGUUUUUAAAUGAAACUGUGUAUUAUUAAGGGAGAAAAAAAAAUCAAAAUCUACAUGGCCCUUUGUGAAAAAGCGAUUGCCCCCCCCCACACACAGAAAGAAAGUAAUUGAGAUCUAUCAGUCUGGAAAAUGUUGUGAAGCCAUUUCUAAAGCUUUGGAACUCCAGCGAACCACCGCAAGAGCCAUUCUCCACAAAUCGCAAAAACACAGAACAAUGUUGAACGUUCCCAGGAGUGGCCGGCCAACCAAAAUGACCCCAAGAGCGCAGCGACGACUCAACCAAGAGGUCACAAAAAACCCCACAACAACAUCCAAAGAGCUGCGGGCCUCACUUGCCUCAGUUAAGGUCAGUGUACAUGACUCCACCAUAAGAAAGACACUGGGCAAAAAGGGCCUGAAUGGCAGAGCUCCUCGACGCAAACCACUGCUGAAGAAAAAGAAUAUUACCUAGGCUCGUCUCAAUUUUGCCAGAAAACAUAUUGAUGAUCCCCAAGACAUUUGGGAAAAUACUCUCUGGUCUGACGAGACAAAGGAUGAACCUUUUGGAAGGUGUGUGUCCCAUUGCAUCUGGCAUAAAAGUAACGCCGCAUGUCAGAAAAAAAAACAUCUUACCAACAGUGAAAUGUGAUGGUCUGGGGCUGUUUUGCUGCUUCAGGACCUGGGAGACUGACUGUGAUAAAUGGAACCAUUAAUUCUGCUGUCUACCAAAAAAUCUGUAAGGAGAAUGCCCGGCCAUCUGUUCGUGACCUCAAGCUGAAACGAACUUGGGUUCUGCAGCAGGACAAUGAUCCAAAACACACCAGCAAGUCCACCUCUGAAGGGCUGAACAAAAACAAAAUGAAGACUUUGGAGUGGCCUAGUCAAAGUCCUGACCUGAAUCCUAUUGAGAUGCUGUGGCAUGACCUUAAAAAGGUGCUUCAUGCUGAAAAACCCUCCAAUGUGACUGAAUGACAACAAUUCUGCAAAGAUGAGUGGGCCAAAAUUCCCCCACAGCGCUGUAAGAGACUCAUUGCAAGUUAUUGAGAACGCCUGAUUGUAGUUGUUGCUGCUAAGGGUGUCACAACCACUUAUUAGGAUUAGGCGACAAUCACUUUUUCACACAGGGCCAUGUAGGUUUGGAUUUUUUUCUCCCUUAAUAAUAAAACGUUUCAUUUACAAAGUGCAUUGUGUGUUCAAUUGUGUUGUCAUUAACUAAUAUUUAAAGUUGUUUGAUGGUCUGAAAAUGUAACAAACAUGCAACAAAAAAAAGGAAAUCAUGAAGCGGCAAACACUUUUUCACACCACUGUAUGGACAUGUGUUGAAGCAACGGAAUUAGCCCAAAAUAACAAAUGAAGGUCACACCCUAAUAUAGGUGGCUCCAUGUCCACACUAUGCCCACUUCAAAUAGUAAGAAAUGAUGUACAGCCUGAGGGAAUUACUUAAUUCUGUAAAAUAACUUUUUUUUCCUCUGGAAUAAAAACUCCAUUGGAUUCUACCUGA